CUGGUCUUUUCUUCCAGUGUUGUUAUUAAUCUCUAUUCUCAGUCCACUUUCUAAUCUCGAACCCAGAAUUCGCAGUUCCUUCCUAACAACUCCCUGUUGGAUGCUUGGUAGAAAUCGUAUAAAACUCUAAUAAAGGGAGCAACUUUAUUUCAUUUAUGUUUGCCACCAAUGGCAUCUCCUUCGCAGUCAACUAACUUCCCCACCAUCAUCUUCAUCUUGUUUUCAUUCGUUCUCAUCCCAACCAUAAAUGCCGUUCCUUUCAUCGUGUUGCACGGAUGGGUUGACACACCUAUGUGAUUCACUACUGGCAUGUUUUGUGGCAGGCAUUAGUGAUAAAUGUAGUGGCCAUGGAGUUACUCGAUUUACUAAGCUUCUAAGCAGCUGGUCUAAUUCUCAAGGAUACUGCGUGGAAAUUGGAGAUGGUUCAUGGGAUUCAUGGACUAUGCCCCUUUUGGAACAGACAUCAAUUGCUUGUGAAAAGGUGAAAAACAUGACUGAACUUAGCCAAGGUUACAACAUGGUUGGACUCUCUCAGGGUAGCCUGAUUGGUCGAGGCAUUAUUGAAUUUUGUGAUGGAGGACCUCCUGUCAAGAAUUUCAUAUCGUUGGCAGGGCCCCAUGCUGGUAUUGCUUCAAUUCCAUUUUGUGAAUCUACCGUGAUAUGCAUAUUUCUCGAUAGCUUAAUCAAGUCGGAAGUUUAUAGCAACUUUGUACAGGAACACUUGGCACCCAGUGGUUAUCUUAAAAUUCCAACAGACAUAACUGACUACCUCAAAGGAUGUAGAUUCCUCCCAAAACUAAACAAUGAAAUCAAGGGCGCGAGAAAUUCUACUUACAAGGAACGGUUUGCCAGUUUACAAAAUCUGGUGCUUAUAAUGUUUGACGAUGAUACAGUAUUAGUACCCAAGGAAACAUCCUGGUUUGGUUAUUAUCCUGAUGGGGCCUUUGAUCCUAUAUUGCCUGCACAAGAGACCGAGCUUUACAAGGAAGACUGGAUUGGUCUGAAAACCUUAGAUGAAGCUGGAAAAGUUAAGUUCGUAAAUGUUUCGGGGUCGCAUCUGAAAAUCUCGGAAAGCGACAUGAAGAAGUACAUUGUGCCAUACUUGGGGGACCACCCAUCUACAGAAUCUUCAUCUUAUGAAUGGCUUUGGAGAGUCUGGUACUUAACUAAAGAUGUAAUUGGCCUGAAUGAAGAUCAACCUUUGCUGCACACCACGUAUUAAACCAAGUGCCUGUUGUAUAUUUUGUCUUUUGUACCAUCAAAAUAAUAAUAAUAAGCUGAUUCAAAACAUAUUAAGGUAGACUAAGGCAUUUAAUGCAGGAAACAUAGUAAAUGAUUUAAAAGUAUAAAAAUUGAAGUAAACUGGCACAGAGAAUUUGUAAGGAAUAGAAGAUUACUUUAGUGUAAUGUUGGUUAUGAUAAGCCUUGGUUGAAGAAUAUAAGAUUACUUAUAAAAGCAUAUUUUACUAAA
Messenger RNA from Gossypium arboreum, 1471 nucleotides. RefSeq lists its product as uncharacterized. The record is from RefSeq and is a predicted model, not a curated record. Gene Ontology annotation, molecular function: palmitoyl hydrolase activity; thiolester hydrolase activity. Gene Ontology annotation, cellular component: intracellular membrane-bounded organelle. NCBI's taxonomy places the organism in Eukaryota, Viridiplantae, Streptophyta, Magnoliopsida, Malvales, Malvaceae. The transcript is spliced from 12 exons. Bases 248 to 1222 code for a protein of 324 amino acids.